Messenger RNA from Cloeon dipterum, 1741 nucleotides. It is a transcript of the gene Nop56, whose product is annotated as Nop56 ribonucleoprotein. The transcript is spliced from 5 exons. Bases 156 to 1664 code for a protein of 502 amino acids. The record is from RefSeq and is a predicted model, not a curated record. Gene Ontology annotation, cellular component: box C/D methylation guide snoRNP complex; small-subunit processome. NCBI's taxonomy places the organism in Eukaryota, Metazoa, Arthropoda, Insecta, Ephemeroptera, Baetidae. Gene Ontology annotation, molecular function: snoRNA binding.
GCUCUCCCCUCUCUUCGCUUGUUUCUAAUAUGGCGUCCUCAACGCAAUAACCAAAACCUGCUAGCAGCUACACGUGAUAGCAACGCUUGUUCGUAGACAUCGGGAGCCCAAUGCCGAAUUUCCAGUGAAUUCAAGUGGAUUACACCGUCUGAAAGAUGGAUCUAUACGUGUUAUACGAACACGCUGCCGGCUAUUCCCUGUUCAGGGUUAAGGAAUUUGAAGAUGUUGGUGCAUUGCUUCCACAAGUGGAGGCUUCUGUCACUGAUUUUGGCAAAUUUAGCUCGGUGGUUAAGCUAGUUGGUUUCACCCCAUUUAAAACUGCAGUAGUGGCCUUGGAAAACAUAAACAGCAUUUCUGAAGGUGUCUUGCCCGAUGAGCUCAAGCUGUUCUUGGAAACAUACCUGCCCCAAAGCAGCAAGAAGGGAAAAGUUACUUUGGGCUUGAUUGAACCGAAACUGGCAUCAGCCAUCACAGAAGCUCUUAACACCAAGUGUUUACACACUGGUGUAGUUCCUGAAAUCACUCGAGGAAUCCGCGCACACUUUCACAACCUUGUCAAAGGUUUUACCCUUCAAACAUCAGGCAAGGCGCAACUCGGACUGGGACACAGCUACUCCAGAGCCAAGGUCAAGUUCAACGUCAACAGGGUGGACAACAUGAUCAUCCAGAGCAUUGCUCUUCUUGACCAGUUGGACAAGGAUAUCAACACGUUUUCCAUGAGGAUCAAGGAGUGGUACUCAUACCACUUCCCAGAGCUUGUUAAAGUUGUGACCGACAAUUACAUGUACGCCAGGGCUGUCCAGCUCAUCAAGAACAGAAAGGAACUGUCUGAAGAGAACUUACCAGAGCUGGAGGAAUUGGUCCAAGAUGCAUCUAAGGCAGAGCUUAUUUUGAAACUUGCUCGCUGCUCAAUGGGCAUGGACAUCUCCACUCUUGAUCUGGCAAACAUUGAGUUGUUUGCCCAGAGAGUGGUAUCUUUGGCUGAAUACCGCAAGAGCACGUCUCAUUACCUAAAUAAUAAGAUGGAUGCCAUUGCCCCCAACCUGGGAACUGUUAUUGGAGACCAGAUUGGCGCAAGGCUCAUUUCCCAUGCUGGCUCGCUAACCAAUUUGGCCAAGUACCCUUCUUCCACACUUCAAAUCCUUGGAGCUGAGAAGGCUUUGUUCAGAGCCUUGAGGACCAGAAGCAACACACCAAAAUAUGGAUUGUUGUUUCACUCAACAUACAUUGGCAGGGCUCUACCACAACACAAGGGUAGAAUUUCCAGAUACAUUGCUAGCAAAUGCUCCAUCGCAGCCAGACUUGACUGCUUUUCUGACCUACCAUCCAAAAUCUAUGGCACAAAGCUGAAGCAGCAGAUUGAAGAUCGUCUUUCCUUCCUAAAAGGUGGCGAGAAACCGGCAACAAACAUCUCUGUCAUGGAAGAGGCUCUGGCUGAAGUUUCCGUUGAAGCUGAGAAAAAGAAAAACAAAAAGAAGAAGAAGAAGAAGAAGUCCUCAGUGAAUGGUGUGAACGGUAACGCUGAAAAUGGGGAGGCAGAAACCCCAAAAGCGAAGAAGAGGAAGAGUGUGGCGCCUGAACCAGAAAAUGGCGAGGCGGAAAAUGGAAAUGCUGAAGUUUCACCUAAGAAGAAAAAGAAGAAGAGCAAAGUGGCUGCUGAGUGAAUGUCAUGAUUACCCUAACUGCUUGCUGAGUGCAAAUCACUUUUAAUAAUAAACAUGAUCAUUCUCAUUUAACGAAA